AUGCUGCGAAAUGGGAAAGUGUGGCGUGCUGACGAAACUCGAAGAGGCUCGGCGAGGUCAAUGCGAUGGCCUGACCCUUCGCGAUUGCGUCCCUCGCCCGUGCCAGAAGACGCCCGAAUUGGUGAUAAGACGCACAGCAAUUGCCAUGGAUACAGAGAGGAGCGUAGCCUCUUGACGGGCAUGAUUCGCAAGAGCAAUCGGCCCAUCUCCGCGUUCGAGUUCUCCGCGUUCGAGUCAGGACGGAUACCCGGCCGGCGCUCUGCGCCUCAAUCAACGGCUGAAGAAACCGACGCACUGAUCGACCGCAACGUCGACCGCAGAGGAACGUGCUCGAGUAACGUUGAUGGAAAACGGCUGCCAAUGACGCCCCACGCGAGCUGUUUCCAGCGACACAAGACCUGCGGCGGCACGAGUCGGGUCCACGGAGGCUGCGCUGCAUAA
Messenger RNA from Purpureocillium lilacinum, 441 nucleotides. The record is from RefSeq and is a predicted model, not a curated record. NCBI's taxonomy places the organism in Eukaryota, Fungi, Ascomycota, Sordariomycetes, Hypocreales, Ophiocordycipitaceae.